UUCAUAUUUAUCAUGUAGAUUAAAGUUCUAAGUUCAUCUUAUGUUGUAAUUAUAUUAUCAGUUUGUUGUAAACACUUCUUAUUUUAUAUCAUAAAUAUCGCUGUAUUUGAUUUACACGAUGGCUGCAAGAUUGAAUUCAUUGUUUAAAACAGAUUUCACAAAUUACAUAAAACGUUUAAACAGCGUUCAAAUACGUUGCUUAAAUUUGCAAGAAUAUCAAAGUAAAACUCUACUUCAAAAAAGUGGCGUUGCCGUUCAAGCCUUUAGAUUAUUAGAUAACACCGAAAACACAAGUGUCUUAAAUGAUUUCAAAGUCCCCGAAUAUGUUAUCAAGGCCCAAGUUUUAGCAGGAGGUAGAGGCAAAGGCCAUUUUGAUAAUGGCUUUAAAGGUGGUGUUCAUAUAACAAAGGACCCUAAAGAAAUAUUGCCAAUUGCUAAAAAUAUGAUGGGUCACAGACUUAUUACAAAACAAACAAAAGCUGAAGGUAUACUUGUACAAAAAGUUAUGGUUGCACAAAGCGUUGACAUUUGUCGGGAAACAUAUUUAUGUAUCAUCAUGGACAGAGCUCAUAAUGGUCCUGUUAUCAUAGCUUCUCCUGAAGGAGGUAUGGAUAUUGAAGCUGUUGCCGAAAAGACUCCAGAUUUAGUUAAAACAUAUCCAAUUGACAUAAUUGAAGGUUUAAAACCUGAAAUAGCAUUAGAGGUUGCUGAGUUCCUUAACUUCAAAGGAGACUUGAAAACUAAAGCACAGCAAGAAAUUUUAAAGCUUUGGAACAUGUUUAAACAGAUAGAUGCAGUACAACUUGAAGUAAAUCCUUUAGCAGAGACUACAGACGGUAAAGUUAUAACAGUUGAUGCCAAAAUAAACUUUGAUGAUAAUGCUGAGUUUAGACAGAAAGAAAUUUUCCAAAUGGGUGAUGAUUCAGAAGAUGACCCUAGAGAAGUAGAGGCUGCCAAGUAUAAUUUGAACUAUAUUGGAAUGGAUGGUAAUAUUGGUUGUUUGGUUAAUGGAGCAGGUUUGGCUAUGGCUACUAUGGAUAUAAUUAAAUUAAACGGAGGGGAGCCUGCCAACUUUUUAGAUGUAGGCGGUGGUGUGAAUGAAAAUCAAGUUGUAAACGCAUUUAAAAUUUUAAUGUCUGAUACAAAAGUUGAGGCCAUCCUGGUUAAUGUUUUUGGUGGUAUUGUUAAUUGUGUAACAAUAGCUAAUGGCAUUGUUAACGCUUUAAAAAAGAUAGAAUUGAACAUGCCAUUAGUUGUGAGACUUGAGGGUACAAAUGUAGAAGCGGCUAAAGACAUAAUUAAAAAUUCAGGUCUUCCAAUAAUAUCUGCAGUUGAUUUAGAUGAUGCUGCCGCUCAGGCUAUUGCAGCUGUGGCAAAGAACAAAUAGAUACUAUUUAGUGUUAAGAAUAUUUUGAUAUUGCAUAUAUAAGU
Molecule: messenger RNA, 1431 nt
Organism: Ctenocephalides felis (cat flea)
Lineage: Eukaryota; Metazoa; Arthropoda; Insecta; Siphonaptera; Pulicidae
Product: succinate--CoA ligase [GDP-forming] subunit beta, mitochondrial-like
Exons: 1
Coding region: 119-1387 (422 amino acids)
Biological process (GO): succinyl-CoA metabolic process; tricarboxylic acid cycle
Cellular component (GO): mitochondrion; succinate-CoA ligase complex
Molecular function (GO): succinate-CoA ligase (GDP-forming) activity; ATP binding
Source: RefSeq, a predicted model, not a curated record